This is a messenger RNA of Schizosaccharomyces octosporus yFS286, 2505 nucleotides long. RefSeq names its product tyrosyl-DNA phosphodiesterase Tdp1. The record is from RefSeq and is a predicted model, not a curated record. NCBI's taxonomy places the organism in Eukaryota, Fungi, Ascomycota, Schizosaccharomycetes, Schizosaccharomycetales, Schizosaccharomycetaceae. The transcript has a single exon. Gene Ontology annotation, biological process: double-strand break repair; single strand break repair. Gene Ontology annotation, molecular function: double-stranded DNA binding; 3'-tyrosyl-DNA phosphodiesterase activity; single-stranded DNA binding. The coding region runs from base 492 to 2087 and encodes 531 amino acids. Gene Ontology annotation, cellular component: nucleus.
UUGUUUCGAUGUUGGUCAUUUAUUCUCUUUCAAGAACAUUCUAAGUACGUUCUAAAGCUCACAGUAAGACAAGAUGUAAACCAUACUAUAGGAACAUGAGCAGCAUGAAGAUGGUAUAAUCAUUCUCAAAAAAGGCAUUGUGAUCUAAAAAAAAAACGUAACAAUGAAAGUUCUAAUUUUAAAGUAUCGUAUUUUUCUUUUUGUCACGAGAGAAAUCUGACAAAUCGUUCCUUCAAUACGUUUUGUGUUUCGUAACAAAAGAACCAAAGAACUAUUCUUUCUUUCUUUCGGCUUCAAUUAUCAAUUAGCAAUUAUACAUAAGAAACUUAUUGGAAAGGUCAUAGGUGUUACAUGGAUUUACUUUUGGCCAUAGACUAGAUUCAGCAGCUACUGUAAAAAACAUAUCUUUGGUGCAUCCUCCAUUAUUAUACAAUAGUUUACAUACUAAAAAGAAAAGGAACUAAUUUCAUUAAAAGGGUGAAAUUUAAAUAAUGUCAAGACUGGGUACUUACAAGAGAAAAGGAUCUCCAGAAGAAAGUAUUCCAACCAUUGAUUCCCCAAUUUAUCUAAAUCAAAUAGCAUCUUUACCAAAAGAGGAGAAUGUACACUGUCUGUCCCUAAAGCAACUAAUUGGGAGCCCUCAAUUGAAGCAGACAUGGCAAUUCAACUUUUGUGUGGACUUAAACUUUAUCCUUGAAAAUAUACACCCAAAAGUGUUCCGAACGGUUGAUAUACGAAUAACUCAUGGAUAUGACAAAACUUCGGAUAGCUUGGCGAGACUGACUGCUCAAAAGGAACAUUGUCCUAUUCACGUCCACCUGUACAGUGUGUAUGUGCCCAUGUGGGGAACCCAUCAUUCCAAAAUCAUGAUUAAUUUUUUUGAAGAUGAAUCAUGCCAAAUUGUAAUUCAUACGGCAAACAUGGUUGAGCCCGACUGGAUUGGCAUGUCCCAGGCUAUAUACAAAACGCCGCUGCUGUUUCCCAAGUCAAGAGGAACACCCUCGGUAUCUACUGUUCCCGUUGAUGAAGAGGAUACAUUAAGAAAAAAAAUGAAGAGUGAUGUUGAAAUUGUAGAUGUUGAUGCCGAAACGGACGAUGAAAGCCCUUUGGAAAGCGAAAUGAAUUCAAUCGGACAACAGUUUCAGGAAGAUUUUUUAAAUUAUUUAAGCAAUUACAAUCAUACUAAAGAGCUUAUUAAUAAACUGAAAGAUUAUGACUUCUCAAACGUUCGUGCUGUAUUUCUUGGCUCUAUACCUGGAAAGUUUAUGGGCGAUAAAGAAACCCAAUGGGGACUCGGAAGACUCAAGCAUGUACUUAGAGAGGCAGAGAAGAAAGAAAAUAAAAAAGGGAAGAGGUUUUUGGACACGGAUGUUUGCGUUUCGCAAUGCAGCUCCAUGGGAUCGUUCGGUCCGAAGCAAGAUUAUUUAGAAGAAUUGAUGGAAGCGUUUCAUUGCAAGAGAAACCAAUGGAAGUUUAUAUUUCCUACGGUAGGGCAAAUUCAACAGUCUAUGUUGGGAUGGCAAUCUGGGUCAUCCAUUCAUUUUAACAUCUUAGGAAAGACUAGUAUGGAGCAGGUUGAAGAUUUGCGUCGAAAUCAUAAUUUGUACAAAUGGGGAUCAAUGAAAGCUGGAAGAGAAAGAAUUGCUCCACACAUCAAAACGUAUCUUCGCCUAAAUGAGUCUGGUGACAGGAUUCGAUGGGCGCUAGUAACAAGCGCCAAUUUGAGCAAACCAGCUUGGGGGACAAUGGAAGGAAAGGGUGUGAAGUCAAAGACCGCCCGUGGAUUAAGGAUAAAAUCAUAUGAGGCAGGCGUGCUAUUCUUCCCUCAAUUAUUUGAAAAUAGCGGAGGUACAAAUUCACCAAUUUGCAGUAUGGUACCGACUUACAAAACCAAUUCGCCUGAACCUGUUAUUAGAUCCACUAAAGAAAAUUUGGAUAAUCCUAAAUCUCAAUUACAAAUUGGGUUUCGGAUGUGUUGGGAUUUUCCACCUAAAGAGUAUGCACUCAACGACGAGAUUUGGUCACCUGUCGUUCCACGAAAAGACAAGGACUGGCUAGGGUAUACUUGGCCUCCAACGUGGACAUAACUGGAGUUGUGUUAACUAAUUUUGUGGAAGAGAAAAUCGCAAUGAACGAGAGCACAAUGGUAGAGUCGAACCGGCUUAGAUGAAAAGACGUAUAUACAUCACUAAUAACAUUUUUUGUCUCUUUAAUUUAGAGGUAAAGAAUAUUCUGCUGUUUAUGGCAACUCACGUAUUUGUCUUUCUUUUGUUUCAGUCAAUUGUCUUUUGCUUUGUCUCUGAUUCACUAACUAGAACUAGAUCAUCCUAUUGUCCUUGAACGUACAUUUGCAUUUAUUCUUAUGAGAAAUCGAACCGUUAAUGAUCUUUGGUAUGACCUUGCCUUCUUUUCUUUUAUAAUCGUUGUAUAUUCCAACAAAUAUAUUUGUUUACAUCGUGAUAAAUUCCUCACAGCUGACUGAUGGUAACCGAUUCGGCUCAGCAA